GCAGACCACAAUAACAAUGGUGGAGGCAAAGCGAAAGCAGCGGGCGGAGGGCGCGGACGAAGACGACGCUGACCCACCAAGGAGGCUGGUGAAGCGGAUCAGGACAGCUAGGGCAGCGCCCAGGUCGGCUGCCAAAGCGACGACGAGCAAUGCCGCUAGACAAGUGUCAAACCAGGACGUCGAGUCUCCAGGGUUCCUACUGCCAGUGGCCGAGUCCCUUGGUUCUGACGGAGAAAUCGGAGAAGAGGUUGACGACGUCGGCGUGCCCCCCGGCACACGCGGCCAAAGACGUUCCGCGGAGGCGAUUUUCGACGCCUUUAUGACCGAGGCCAACUACACUUGGGACACUGUGCGAGAGGACUGGAAGAAGACCAGAGCGGCAGAGGUCGAGAGCAGUGCGCUCCCACGCCGCAACAUCUACACGAUUCUUCACAACUUUGUCGUGUUCCUCUACAACCGCACGUCCAAGCGGUCGAAGAACAGCGAGGGCGUGCUCUCGUUGGGCACUGCAGACAACUAUCUCUCGCAGAUCAAGAACCGCAUGAUACAGGACUUCAGCGCAACGAGCCUCAGGAACUCGGCGCGGUGCACGAAGAUUCGUAGUUUCUUAAGACACAAGUUUACGGACCGAGCAGGCCAGAAGCAACUCUUCCAGCAGCAAGCGCCUGCCAUGACCGUCCAAGACGUCAACAUUCUCGGCAGCAUGCUACACAAGAGAGGCGACAAAAAGUCGAUUCACGUGGCGUGCACUCUCACCAUCAUGUGGCACAUGCUUGGGCGUGCUAUUGAUUCGUGCUGGCUAACGCGGCAACAGCUCUCGAUCGUGCCCGGUGGCGAUCUGUUUGUCAACUUUGCCCGACUGAAGACGUCGUCGCUGCAAGGAGUUGCGCUUGUUCCACAUAAGACUGAUCCGUUGCUAUGCCCAUUUGUGGCUCUCGCUGUCCUGCUCGUUACAUCCGAGCCGAGCCCACUUGUUAUCGAGCUCGUCCGCGACCAAGGGUCUUCGACUCGCGACAUGGAGGACGUUGGGGCUAUAUCCCAGCUCGAGGCUUCCAUCGAGGGCAUCGCGGACGACCUUGGAGAGACACCGGAGUUUGACGACGACGAGCCCGAUGAUGCCGGCGCAGAGGCAAAAGCGGCCAGGGCCAAGAUCCAGGCCGACAGAAAGAGACCAUCGAUGGCCCAGCUACUCAACGCCCAACUGAAGGACCUCGAGCGCGAGUACAAGGGAAGCGGGGUUGUUGACGAGCUGGACUCUGUCGGUCUCACACCCGGCCUGCAGUUGCACUCGGUUUGUCGAGGCUCUGCGGCGUGUGCCAGUUCCUCGCACAAUAUCAACAUGCAAUGGAUUUGCACGCGCGGCCAUUGGCCGAUGGACUCUCUGAGCAAAGCAUUUGCAUACAUUGGAACCACCCUACAGGACGAUAAAAAAAUCGCCAAGUGUCUCUCCGGUUGGGACCCCGAGGCGACGGUGAUUCCGCCGUCGUUGAAGCCAGUGACCGACACGCACACAGAGCAAGACAACGCGGCGCUGCUCCGUUUCAAGCACAGAGUCUUCAAGAACGCACUCGGGUUCAACGGCACACAGGAGCGCUCCAACGUGCCCAACGCCGUGUGCAACGCUCUCUUCGCAUCCUUGCUCAUGCACCUCCCGUUCCUCCUCGAGCUGAGCCCAACGUCGGACCUCGCACGCGUCGUUCGGGGCGCGUGCGAUGAAUCGCGCUGCUCGCUUGAGCAGCUGAAGGCGGCGUCUGACACGAUUCGCCAGAAGUUCGAGUCGGAUCACCCUCGACACGAAUGCAAGACGUGCGACAUCCCGAUGCAGUUCCGCGAGCUGCACGCGAAGUUGGAUGUGCUGCAGGCUAGUUUCGAGCGCUUCACGCAGGUCAUGCUGCAACAGCAACAGUUGUCGUCUGGUGGCUCGCAGCCGCCACUGGCACCGGCACUCGUGGAGAGCCCACCAGCUGCGAUCGCACCACUCGCAGCGACACCGAUGCAUUGGCUCGACACCUACAACAAGAUUACGCCCAAAACCUUUGUCUACAAGUGGUUUACCGAAGAACCCUGGACGCGCGAGAUCCAAGGUGGACCUUACCAAUCCACAGAUGAGCAACCUCAAGAGUUCGUUGGCCAUUAUCGAGCUCGUAGCUCAAGUUCCCUUUCGUAUCUCGGCCCCAGUCGACCGUGACGUCGAUAUGGCAGCUUACACCAAGUGGAAGUCCCACGUCCUCGCCGUGGCCGAGAAGCUGGAAGUGGCGUUGUUCGCUAACUUCAAGCUCUUGGACGGAAAAGACGUGGCGUCCAGCGCGUCGAGCCUACGUACUCGCUUCGGCGACUGCGUGAGAGGGCCUACCGCCACGACAACAAAGAUCGUGGAUAUGGCCUCGGCGACCCAGCGCAUGCUCGACGGCAAGACGCUAUGGGACGAGGUCACUCCCGUCAACUACGAUGGCCUCCCGAAGCUUAUUCUGAAGCAUCUACAGUAGAUGACCAUUCACGUCUAUGUUACAUAAAAUACUCUCAUUCUAAGUCUCUUCA
Messenger RNA from Saprolegnia diclina VS20, 2538 nucleotides. RefSeq lists its product as hypothetical. The transcript is spliced from 9 exons. Lineage: Eukaryota; Oomycota; Saprolegniomycetes; Saprolegniales; Saprolegniaceae. The record is from RefSeq and is a predicted model, not a curated record. The coding region runs from base 17 to 2188 and encodes 723 amino acids.